Schistosoma rodhaini is the source of this 11457-nucleotide messenger RNA. The record is from the annotation of a GenBank genome assembly. Lineage: Eukaryota; Metazoa; Platyhelminthes; Trematoda; Strigeidida; Schistosomatidae.
UUUACUUUGUCAUUAUAUUCAAACACGCAUAAAUGCAAUGUAUGAUAUGGCCAAACAGUUUAGUUAUUUAGUUGUUUAUUAAUAGCUAUCAACAUCUGUGAACUGUAAUUAUUACAAAUACAUCGAUUCAGUGAAGUACAACGAUUAUUACUUUCAUAUUACAUAAUUUAGAGGAAUACCAUAACAGUUGAGAUAGUGAAAUUUUUUAUUGACUUUACAAGUGUCUGAUAUUAACUCAAACAGGUGCGAAAUAGAUGUUUUACUUUUGCAACCUGUUCAACAGAAUGGAAAGUACACUAUGAUAACACCCUACCUAUUACCUCCAUGGCCCUAAAUAUUAUUCAGUAACCCUUGGAAUUAUUAACAAUACUAUUAUCAACGAAUCUUUUGACAAACAUAUAGACAGAAAAACCUUAAAAUAUAUUCUUCACAUUCAUUUAGCAAUCGAUCAUGUGUAUUCUAUGAUAUUCAAUUUGGGGCAAAAAGUAAAAACAGACCGUACAAUCAAUAAAACAAACAUUUGAAUUCUAUCAGAAGAAUCUACAUUAUCAUAUUAUGGAUAAUCGUGACAGAAAGAAAAAUAAAUCAGUCUCUUGUUUAGAUAAACAAACCGAUACUAUCACAUCUGUUAAUCUCAACAAACAAAAUAAUAUGGACACUAAUAUUAAUAAUACUGAUGAAAUUACCAGUAAUAAUAGUAACAAUAAACACUUUACGACUUCAUCGCCCUCAACUUCAUCAUCACCAAAAAUGAAAGCAUUAAGAACAACGAUAACACCGAUUAAAACACCGCCAGUGAAUAAUCCUGUUCGUCAGAUUAUGAAUACAUCAUGUCACUCACCAUCAUCACUAUCAUCUGAUCAAUCAACCAUGGUAACAGUUAAAGCAAGUCAAAAUAUUGAUAGUGAAAAUCAAAAUGGUCAACUGCAAUCAUCGUCAUCAUCAUUAGCACAGAAUACAAACAACACAACUCAAGUAGAUACUAAUAAUAUUCAUAGUUUUUCAUCAACUGAUUCUGGUCGUAGUAGUAUAAGUAGUAGUCAGACAAGUAAUGGUGAAGAAGUCUCCGAGAACAGAUUUGAUAAAACUAAAGUUAAUACACUGAUGGUUACCAAAACUGAUGGUAGAUCAGAUAGUCAUAAAUUAGAUGGUAGUAGUAAUAGUAAUAAUAAUAAUAGUAACAAUGAUAACUCUAUUGAUGGUUUACCGUCUGUUUCAAGCGAACUGGAUAUCUAUUCUGAUGUAACACUUAUUCCAAGAUCAAAUGUAAAUGUUGACUACACUAUAAAACCAGGUAAGAAAUCUACAAAACGUGUUAAUGGACGUAAACCAGUCAAAGGGAUUAAAACAACUACACGACAUAAUGUUGGUAGAACAAAACAAAAUGAACUGAAGCUACAUGAUGAAUUACUUUCGGAAUGUGAGUUAGGAACUUCAUCAUCAAGUUCAUAUACAUUAGCAGCAUCCAAAGUCAACCGUCAACAUAAACUCGAGAAAAUAUAUCCACAAACUUUCAAAUCAAAAAAUAAUCAAUUAUCAUUUCAAGACUGUUCAAUUAACGCCGAUAAUAUUAAAAAUAACAUUGAGUCUGGCCAAGAAAGUCAACAAUCAACUACUCCAGACUUAUCAUCUUUUCCAUCCCUUAGUUCAUUUUCACCAUCAUCAACAUCACCGUGUUCAAUGAGUCGAGCUAAUCACACCGGAGACAAAACAGUUCAAGAAAACUCCAGCCCAACAGAUGAAAUUCAAAUAAGAACUCCAUAUAAUGCUACCCAAAGAAGAAAAGAACUAUUCACUCAAAUAUCCAAUAAUAUAUCUGACCAUGAAGGAGAUUGUUAUGAAUUACGUAGUAAUACUUCAGAUAUAGAAACUACCACUUUCAAUAAUCUUUCCAUUAGUAUCAGCACAUCAAAUGACAUGAAUGAAUUGAAUCGGGAAACAAAAAGUGAAAUUUCUUCACCACUUGGCUUUGUCAAAACAACAGAAAUGGCAAGAUCUAAUUCAAUUCCAGAUAUUUUUGACAGUUCCACAACAAUCACAUCAAAAUCUGUCACGACAUCAAGUGUAUUAGUUAAUACGAACGCACCAUUAAGAGCUGGCGCAUCAAAUACAUCUAACUUAUAUCCUAGAUCAAAAUCCCAUUAUGCAACGAAGGAUCCAGAUCAUUUUAUUAAUCAUAGCUUUGCUACAAAUAGACGAAAAUCUCGUUAUAACUCAAACAACAAUAAUAACUUAGACUAUUCUAACCUUAAUUUAAAAUCACUUCUAAGUAAUAAAUAUAUGAAAAGCUUUUUAAUGCAACCUUUUUUAAUUCCGGAUUACAUGAAUACUUCUGCAUAUUCAACACUCAAUGGUUAUGAUCUUGCUAAUCUGAGAAGAUCAUUCUUCAACAAUGAAGAGAGUAAACAAAAUUUUCAAACAGCUGCAGCGGCCGCUGCUGCGGCAGCUCUUCUACCAGAACCAGGUUUAUUCAUUAAUUCACCAUGUUAUUAUUGGUUGCCAUCAUUAGGAUUUAAUAAUUAUACUAAAAAUACUACAACAACAUAUACUAAUGAUUGUGUAAAACUGUAUAACGAUAAAAUUACAAACAGUAAUGGAAAUAAUAGCGUGAAUUAUGUAAAUGGAGGUAAUCGAUAUAUGCUACAACAAUUAACUAAUCAAACGAAUCAUAGAGUUGAUGAAUCAAAGUCUUAUGAAACACCCAAAGUAUCGGUUUCAAGGACACCCGAAAAUUCUCGAAUGGCUUUAAAAUCUUUAACAAAAGAAGAGAAAUACAGUCAGAAAAACAAGCCAGAUGAUGAAAUUAAUCAUACGAAACGUGAUUCUAAACUAUCCAAUGGUCAAAUUCAUACUAACAAUAUAAACAAAAACAUAUCCAAUCCUAUAUCUCGUUCAAUGACAAAAUUGAAUUCUUUAACACCAGAGGAUGCGAUAAAUAAUGAUAAUUUUGAAAAUCGUCCAAGUUCAGCUAAAGAUUUAACUACUAGCGAUGUACAGUCUAAAUCAGUAAAUGUUUCUAGUAUGUCCAUUUACAAAGGAAGUAAUAGUUGCAAUAGUAAUAGUAAAACUAAUAGAAUUCAAUCAACCACAGACUAUUUAAACUCAGAUAGUAAUUCGGAUAAAUUAGGUUCAGUUAAGUAUACACCAGCGGAAUCUAAUUCAGAAGUGAUGCUUAUGAAUAUAAGCAAUUCAUUAGGACAACCAAUUUCAAUAAUAACUAAUCCAAUACAAAUUGAUACAAUGCAAAUGUCUAACGAAGAUAUUAUGAAUACUAGUCGAAGUGGAGCAGUCUCGUCAGCAGUAAAAAUAGAAGCAGUGUCGACAGCAACAACGACAACAACAGCAGGACUAACAACUAACUACAUUCCAAAUCCAGACUCAUAUUUAACAGCUCCUACUACAUUCUUUUAUUUCUAUAACAAUGAGGGGCAGUUAUUUGCACUUCCAAGUAAUGCACUAAUUUUUCCUACUACUGUUGGUCGCCUUGGUACAACAACUGUAUCUAAUGAGACAGCAUAUAGUAGUCCAUCAUCAUUUAUUACUCCACAAGUAAAUGGGAAUAGCGGCAGUACCAAUUGUUGUAAUAAUUCUUCUACCAUUCGUACUACAAGCGGUGUUUCUAAUUAUGAGGUUCCAGAGCAACUGUAUUCAGGUUCAAAUUAUAGUACUAUCCUUAAACAUACUGAUAAUAAUCAAUGUCGUGAUCUUAUAUCGGGUUAUUCAGUGCCUAUACAACCUUCAUUUCUUAAUGGAUUUCAUCAAUGGGUACCUGGUCAAAUUACACUAGAUAAUCAAACAGGAAUUCAGCAACUUCAAAACUCUUCCACUAAUUCUUUAAUGAUGCCAUCAAAUCAAGGUGUAAUUUUACAUCCAUCAUGUCCAUUUCCUUUACCUUCAGUUGGAUUAAUUCAACCAUUGAUAUCAAAUAUUUAUUCUAAUCAAAAUUUCAAUUCUACAUCUUGUUCAGAUGAUAAUACUAAUCGUAAUACUUCAUCAAAGCAAAAGAAUAACCAAUCUAAUAUUUCUUCACUUAUGAAUCGUUCUACAGAUCAAUUUAAAUUACGUCGUUUCACUAGUGAUCUGCCAAGUUUACUAGGUAAUGCUAAAUCAACACGUUCAAGUAUGAAUUCUGGAAAAUUAAUUAAUUCCAAUAAUAAUCAUUCAAAAUAUUCUGGAAAAGGUUUAAUGUCCACAUUUUUAGAUGAUUAUAGCAAUACAUUGAAUAAUCAGACAGCUGGUAAUCGUCAGAAAAAACAUGCAUCUAAAACAAAUCUUUAUAUUCGUGGAUUACCGACUACAUUUACAGAAGAAGAAUUACAUACAUUAGCACCAGAUCGAAAAUUGAUACGAUCAGUGAAAUUGAUUGCUGGAGCUGAAGGAGAAAUGUAUGGAUUUAUUGAUUUUGUGAAUAAUGAAGCAGCUAAAUCUGCCUUGUUACAUAUUAAAUCAGGAAAUCGUGAAAUCUAUGUAAAUUUUGCAUAUGAAUCUGAAAAGGAUCCACAAAAUGUUUAUAUUACCAAUAUUCCUGAAUCGUGGACAGCAUCUAAUGUUGAAGAUUUGAAACAGAUCUUUCAACCUUAUGGACCUAUAGCAACUGCUAUUGUAAUGACAAAGAGAUCGAACAAUUUCUGUACAGGUGCUGGAUUUGUACGUUUUGUUCGAUCUGAAGACGCUCAAAGAGCAAUCGAUGGAAUUCGUAAUGCACAAAUCACAUUAGAAAAUGGUAAAGGACCAUUAGAAGUUAAAUUGGCUGAUAGACAAAAACCAUCAGAUGAUCAACCAAAUGCUACAAAAGCAAGGUCAUCAAAACGUAAUAGUGAACCACCAGAAUCAUCGACAUCAACGUCAUUAAUGAAUGGAAAUGAAGAAACUGUACGGCAUUCACGUACAAGAAAACAAUCUGACUGUUUAUUACCUAAUGAUAAUCAACUAUCUAAUCAUAAUGUCAAUAACUCAAACCAAUUACGAUCAAAUCCUGGUGUUUUGGGACCAGCUUCUGAUCUAACCUCAUGGGAUGUAACAAAUCGUUUGAAUAAUUCUGAUUCAUUAAUGUUGGCAUUACGUGCAGCUUGGGCAUCGAAUUCUUUACAGAAUUCUAACUUUUUAUUACGUAAUUCUAUUGGACAAAAUAAUUUAACAUCAACUAAUGAAAAUAAUCGAGGUUUAUUACCAAUUCCUAAUCAAACUGUACACUUAACCAAUUUUAUGUCACAACAAAAAAUACCUAAUGGAAUUUUACAUAAUCAAAAUCCUGUUCAACAUAAUUUAGUAACUGGACCAACUGCUGUAGCUGCAGCCGCAGCACAAGCUGUUACUGCCUUAUUGCCUUUCUCUAGACCAAUUGAUAACUAUUCAUUAUCACAAGCCCUAAUGCAUACACCUGUUACACCUUCAAUGAUUGGUCCAAGUGAGUCAUAUUUCCUUUAUUCAAAUUGAUAUAUUAUUCAGAUAAUAAUCAUUGACGCUUAUUUUUAAUCUUAAAUUUAUAGUUGUUUGUUUGUUCCCUUUUUUUGUAAAAAGGUAAAAUGUAAAGUUUCAGCAUUUAUACAAUUUGAUCCCUUUAAUGUCAUAUACAUAAAUGUGGAGAAUCGUAAUAAACCAUGUUAUUUCUAUUCAGAAUGUAUUUAGACAAAACAAAAAUAGAAAGGUCGAAAAUUAUGGGGUAUACAUAUAUGCAAGUGUGUGUGUGUGUGUCCGUAUAUAUAUGUGGGUACCAAUAAUCGAUCAGACAUCAAAUUUUUAACUGAUAGACAAAAUCUAAUUAUAGAAAUAAUGAAUCAGCAAAAAAAAAGAAAGAAAAGAAAAAAAGAGAUUCCAUUGUAUCUAUGACCAUUUCUAAUGUCUAGGUUAAAUCAUAAAAUAAAAGGAGAAAAAUUUUACAAUCAUCUAUCUGAGUCAUUGAAAGAAAUUAUUUAUUUAUUUAUUUAAAUGCAUGAAUAAUUUAUAAGUACAAUAAACUAUAGAAAACAUUUAACAUUACAUAGUUCAACUCAUGAAUCAAUUGAAGUCAGACCACCAUGGAAAAUCUGGAAGUACUGGACGGCCGUUUCGUCCUAUUGUGGGACUCCUAAGCAGUGUGCAUCCACGAUCCUGCCUCGCGAAAUUCGAACCAUCACCUAUCAGUCUUGCGCGUGAGAACUUAAUCGAUAGACUACUGAGCCGGUUGGCAUCCAAUGGUGUUAAUGUCUAACUUCAACCAAUCCACGAAAUUGAACAACCAUUCACCAAUGUCUUCAGUGAGUUGACAUCUCACAACAGACCUGGUUGGACUCCAGUGAAUACUGCUUCUCAGUGGUCUAGUGGUUAAGCACUCGUGCGUGAGACUGAUAGGUGAUGGGUUCGAAUCUUGCGAGGCAGGAUCGUAGAUGCACACUGCUGAGGAGUCCCACAACGGCUGUCCAGUGCUUCCAGGUUUUCCAUAGUGGUCUAGCUUCCAUUGACUCAUGAUUUUAACUAUAUAAAAAUUACUAAAAUCUCCACAAAGCCCCAUUUUCAUUAAACAUUACAGUUAAAUUAUUCUUCUAGAUAGUUACCAAGACAGAUAAUCAAUAAAAUAGCCAUAUGAGUUCAACCAAUAUCAUGAUUACUGUAUAAUGUAUUCAGUGGAAUGUGUUCAUAUGAUGUUUGUGAUAUUUUCUCAAACGAGUCUAAUUAUAAACAAGAUUUCCGAAUGUAAUAUCUGAAUAUAAUAUGAACCAUAAAUCAAACAGUUUGGUAAGAAUUUAUUAAUUUCUACGAAAUUUUGUUAAUGGUUCGCAAUCUUCGUCUUAUCUACGAAGAGUUUUCGUCAUGGAUUGAUAUCAAUUGAGUUAUCAUCGAAAAAUAUGAAGUAAUAAAGAGGUGCUCGGUUACGUAAUAUAGUAUAGACCAUUUGACAGAAAUGGAGCACAGGACUUUCAAGUUACGCCAUAAAUUAGUUAUUUCAGAUCCCUAAGAUAAAUCCAAUGAUUAACGCUUCUUUUAAAUAAUUCUAAAUAAUUCACAUCAUUGGUCGACAGUCGUUUAAUUGAGACAAUGGUAUUUGUUGAUAAACGGGUUUAAAAGUUAAUAUAAUAUUGCAUAAUACAAUUGAGUAAUGUGACUGCUACGAAAAUUGUCGAUCAUUACAUAACUCUGGAAGAUGUAAAAAUGUUUGGGGCAGAAACGAUUUGAAUACGACGGUUAGUAAUUUAUGCUACACAAUGGUCAUCACGAAAGUUAGAUAAGUUUGAAUAUUUACAACUGAUUGGUCAUUGAGCAGUGACUAAUAUUAUGAAGGUUAAGUCAUUGUUAAUGCCAGUCGAAUCCUGCUGAUCAAACUGCAAUGUAGUUUGAAAUAGGGUGCACUAUGUCGUGAUGUAAAAUGGCAGUUUUAAGUAGUAUGUGAGGAACUCUGGACAUAGAUUCCAUGCUAUUCUGGACUCAUUGGCAAAGUGUACCCAUAGUCUUGGGGAACCACCUUUCUGACGAGUCUCAGUUAGCACGAAACUUUAGUUCAAGGAUUCCUGUCGACUACUUUUAACUACCACCUUGUAUCGCAAGUUUGAAUAUAUAUAUAUAAAAGACAUGUAUAGAAAAAGCACGACUUAUAUCUACUAUGAAUAUGUUCGAUCUCCUGUAUAUUUUUGUAUAAUCCCUUAUUAUGAUAACUCAGUCAUACAAAUACAUUCAGAUACUUGAUUUAUAUUAUGAAAGUUCUAUAUCUUAUCUUUUAUGGAAAAUAUAACACAGGUAAUAUAGUUCAAAGUUAACGUCUCAAGGUAAAUAAACCUUUGAAUAACAGCUUGUAACGUAAUGAGUAUGACCAUUGGAAGUGUUUUAUCAUAGCUGUGUCUAGAAUCAGUUAACUGUGUUCGAAAAUGAAUUCAAAGUGAGUUUUCUUGACUCUUUACCAAUUGAUAUACCAGAACAAUUUAAUAGAAUAAAGCGAAUUCAAAGAAGAAAAUUUCCUUUUCAAUGAAAUCAUUUACUUAAGCUGUACACUUGUAUUUAUAGUUAUACAGAAAUUCUAUGUCUAUAGAAGGAUAGAAAUGAUUGCAUCAUAAAUUAGAGAGACUUCUAUUGCCAGAUGAGGUUACGCAAUAAUCAAUGGAUAAGGAAGGAAUAUGAGGCUGGAAAUAAUUUAUGGGUCAGAUAAUUGUCCGAUUGAUAGAUAAGAAGAAAAACGGCAUAUAUACAGGUCAUCAUAAUAAUAACUGAAUAAUAAUCAAGAAAACUUGUUUAAAGGUAAUAAUAAUAAUAACUGAUUACAGUUAAAAAUUACAAAACGCUAAUUUUAAAAAAUCAAUAAUAAUCAAAUAAAAAUAAUGAGAAAGGGAAAAACACCGAAACAUAUCAAUAAAAGGAAUUAGGACCAAGUAGUGAUGAGAGGUUGGACGAAUCGUUCUUGCACGCAAGGUUCGAGCUUGAGUUCGUGGAUUGCCAAUGCCUCAGUAGUGUAUAAAAUAUUGAUUCGAAUCUUCUUCGAUCCAAUUCUUUUAACAGUGUGGAUUACUAUAAAACAAGACUCCUUUGGAGCGAUGUGUCCACAGUUAAUUAAAUGCUCCUGUAUAGAACUAGUAAUUGUUUUACAUUCUCCUUUUAAAAGCCAUUCCGGAUAGUGUUCUAAGAUACGUUUGGAAAGUGGUCACUUUGAGCGAGCAAUGUAACCUGCCCCACAUGAGCAAUCUAAGUGACUACCUGUUCUAAGAUUUUCUAAGGAAGUAAUGAAUAGACAUGAUUUAUUUCAUAACAAUGUUUGUUUGUUAUUGAGGUUUCGUACUCAAGGCUUUUCUCGGGAAAUAUAAAACUGUCAUUGUUAUUCUCAACAAAAUUAUUACUUUACGUAGAACUGUUCACUUUUGAGAACAUCGCACUCCUAACCAUAUUCAUGUAAAUUACUUACCUUUCCUGUCGUUUUAAAGUAUCGUCUGUCAAUCGACAAGAAUAAUUAAGGCUUAAUAAUCAAUCAACAAACUCUGUAAAAUAGAUUAUUUUAUGCCUCAGGAUAAAAUUGUGUUAGUCAAAAUAUUAUUAAAAGUGAAAUUUAAGUUAAUAUUAUGUGUGUAAACGAUUGCAUAGUUUUGUUUAACACUGCGUUUCACAAAACCUUUAAUCAUUGAAUUGUAGUUUUUUAAAAGCAAAUUAAAAACUAAGAUGUAUGGUCACUGAUCUGAAGAUCGAUUUAGUCAUUAGUUCUGUCAAUUGUUAAUUUAUAUUCCAUCAUGUUUAUCUGUUAAAUAUUUUAUCAACAUUCUGCGAUUACAGGAUGCAUUACCACAAAAGUGUCCUUGACCUUGUUUUAAAAAAAUCUGUAAAUUUUAUUCCCAUUUGAUUACUUAAAAGAACAAAACUUUGAAGGAAAAAUUAUCUCAUACAUUUUUUUCAAAAAUAAACUGAUACUAAUUUCCAAAAUGGAAUGAUAUUCAUUGAAGAAUCAUUAUGAGAUGGUAAAAGAUAGACAGCUUGGGUAGAUGAUUUUAUUGAAGUUCUAUAAUGAAACUCCAACAAAAUAGAAUCAUCUUAAGCAAGGUUGCAAUACAUAGUUUUAUUAUCGUACUUUCUAAUUACCAAUCAUAACGACCCUAUAGGGCAACAGAUAAUUUACAGAGUUCGAAUCUGUGGAUUAGUUAAAUUUUGUUCAACUUCAUUUAAUCAAAAGUGACUGAGAUUAGUGGUCACGUUUUCAAUACACAGUUAGCAUUCUAUAUCCUACAUUUUUGCCCACUUAUGUACUCACUCAUUGAGUGCUGAAUACUGAAGUUUAAUUCAUACUUAAUAUUUCAUUUUAAGUAUUUAGAGUUUUCCGAGUCUGUUACGGUUAACAAUACUGUGUACUACAAAGUUAGAUUAUUUAUUUAACAGUUAAUUAAUUAAAAGACUAAUAUUUGAACGAAGAAUAUUCUUUUCGAUAAAUUCCCUUCAGGUUCUACAAUUAUAUAUCCAAAUUAAUAAUCCGAAAAAAUGGCCAGGUUAAGGGAAAAGUACAUCGUUUACAGUAUGUAAACUUAGGAUUGUUGAACAAUAUAGAAUAAAAUCCAUUCAGUAUUGUUUGUUUGAAUCUUCCCAUCGAUUUGUUAGGACUGCAACUGGUCAGUCUCUAAUUGGCAUAUGUGCAUACUGUGCGUAUUGCCUCAAUAUAGCCUUAAUUCACAAGCAUGGUUAGCAGAGAUGGAUAGUGGCUAGAAUAGAAUAAAAUUGUUAAUAUUGAUAUCACUCAUAUAGAAUGUUAACUUGAAUCUGUAUAUAUGUUAAAUGAAAAUUUAAGAUCUGUGAUCAGAAUAAAUAUGGGUCAGAUAGGGUGAGAGAGAUAUGAUAGUACAAUUACAAUUCGAUCAAAUGUUUAAUGGAAGACUAAAUUGUGUGAAAAAUUAGUAAGACCCAAUAAUGAGGGAUCAAUGCGAACUGAACGAAACAUGUAUAGGGGAGAUUAAUAAUGAUUUUUAACCAAUAAUAAUAAUACAAAGAUUUGUGAAUAAAGAUAAGAGAGACAAUUACAUUUGACUAGGAAAGGUCGUAAGUACAUUGUCUAAAUAGGUCUUCCAAUAGCUAAGAUUGCUAUUGAUUAAUUGGCCUUGUGGUUGGCAUCCCUCUGAAUUGUAGGCGCAUGAACACGGACUUCUUGACCGUUUGAAUUUCGCCUAUUUUCACUUUCAUGAUCAUAUAUUUAAUUAUAGACUUUCUAGGUUAACCGUUCUCCCUUAGAGCAUUAUGCUAGGUGUUUAACUUAUCUUCAACUAUAUCUGCUGAACAUAAAGUGCGUAUUCGGUAGCUAAAGGUUUUGAUCAGGUUUCGUUCGCACUGUAGAGGUACAAAGCUAAGGAAGUGCGUAUACUGUCUAGUCCAAGCAUUUUUUCUGUUUAUGUUUCUUUUUAACGAUCCAUCUGCUCUAUUAGUUAAGAGGACGUCCAAAAAAGUUAUUCGGCCAUCACUCUUUUCCUCCGAUGUAAACAGAAUGGCUGGAUGCACUUCGUUAAACUACCUAAGCACGUCUUGCUGUGAUAUAUUAUCUUUACACAGGAUGAAUGUGUCAUGCAUAUGUCAACAGUAAAAUUUGAAUUUUUGAAUAAUCUAUUUUAGUGGACCGUUCCCUAGUUUGGCCAGAAAUAUACCAUUAAUUAUUAAACAAAAAAUGAUUGAAAGUGUUGAAGAUAACAUAGUAGUUGAAUAUUGAAAGCCCGACCUAUAGCUUCAAUCACAAAAAUUUGAUUUUCAAAUUUAUCAACAGAUUUUCUUUAUCCGUUUCAUUUCUUUCUCUCUCUCUCUCUCUCUAUCAAAUCAAUCCAGUGAUUCAACCGGCUUCCAACUGGACUGCAAGUCCAUUAAUACCAAAUAUUUACCAAUCAAUAUAAAUAUUUGUGAAAAUGUGUGUGAAACCAUAGUGAAAUUUAAAGAAGCUUGACAAGUUAUCGUUGCUAUUGUCGUUUUCAAGUGCAAAAAAAACUUUUUUUUUUUCUAACAGUUCACAGAGUUACAAUAAACAAAUAUUUUUUCUUUCAG